AGAUGCGGUCGAGCUAAAGGAAGAGAAGGAGGUGCACCGGAAUGAGGAGGCGGUGGGAGGGAAGACCGUAGGCCAAGACGAGGAGCUGCCGAAAGAGCGAAAGGAGGAGAACCGGGAUUCAUGGGGGGAGAGGAGAAGUACACAUGAGGAGGAGAAGAAAGGGAGUCGGGAGCUGGAAGACGAGGAGGAGCCGAACCAGAUCGAGGAGAAGGCAAGAGGAGGAUCGGGACUGAGAGGAGAAGGAGGCGUCCGAGUUUGGGGAGGAGGAGAGUUUGGGGGUGGAGGAGGAGGAGCCGAGCAGCGAAAGUGCAGCAGCGGGAGAAAACCGGGAGCGUUGAACGCCGCUCGCUCGCUCGCUCGCUCGCUCGCUCGCUGGGGUGCAGAACGCGCGACUGGCGCCGCGCGUAGGAGCUGGAACGGCGCUUUUGCAGUGGAUGCGCGUGACGCUCCUCGCCAGGGAUGAGUCGCCUGCUUUUGUGGAUUCUCAGUGCAGUCGGGAUUCAGCAGGCCUCCUCCCAGAAUUCCACUGCCACGCCGCCGGCGGUCACGUGGCCCUACAACCGCACGCAGUACUGCCGGUGGCCUUGCGAGUGUCCCGCCCGGCCCCCCGCCUGCCCGCCGGGCGUGAGCCUCCUGACGGACGGCUGCGACUGCUGCAAGGCGUGCGCCCGGCAGGUGGGCGAGGAGUGCAACGAGGCGGACACCUGCGACCGCCACAAGGGGCUCUACUGCGACUACAGCUCGGACAAGCCGAGGUACGAAAAGGGCUCGUGCGCAUACACGGUCGGCACGGGCUGCGAGCACGACGGCGUCAUCUACCGCAACGGCCAGAGUUUCCAGCCCAGCUGCAAGUACCAGUGCGUGUGCGUCAACGGCGCCGUCGGCUGCGUGCCGCUCUGCACCGAGUCCAGGCCGCCGCGCGUCUGGUGCCAGAACCCGCGCCGCGUCAAAGUGCGAGGGCGGUGCUGCGACGAGUGGAUCUGCGACGAGCCCAAGAGGGGGCGCAAGACGGCGCCCAGACACGUCGCGGAGGCGCCCCCCGCCGAGCUGAGCGGCUGGCACAAGAACUGCGUGAGCCGGACCACGUCGUGGAGUCCCUGCUCCAAGACGUGCGGGCGCGGCCUGUCGCUGCGCGUCUCCAACGCCAACCGGCGCUGUGAGCCCGUCAAGGAGUCGCGCCUGUGCAACCUGAGGCCGUGCGACGUGGACAUCGCCAAGACCAUCAAGGUGCCAACGCGGACACGCGGGCAAGAAGUGCGUGAACGUGUACCGCGAGGAGCGCGCAUCCAACAUGAGCAUCUCGGGCUGCACCAGCACCAGGCGGUACCGGCCCAAGUUCUGCGGCGUGUGCACGGACGAGCGCUGCUGCAUCCCGCACAAGUCCAAGACGGUGGCCGUGGAGUUCGCGUGCCCCGACGGCUCCACGUUCUCCUGGAAGAUGAUGUGGGUGCAGGCCUGCUUCUGCAACCUCAGCUGCAAGAACCCCAACGACAUCUUCGCCGAGCUGGAGAAUUAUUACGGCUACCCCGAGGUCAUGAACUGAGCCGGCCGGCCGGCCUCACCCCCGUUCCCCAACGCUUCCUUCAAAUUCAUUUGAUGUUUGUAAGUCUUUGCCCGGACAAAUGUGUCAAUAAUGACGUGCGGCGUUUCCGCAAGGGACUCGUGAAGCAGUUGAAAAGAAAACAAAAACAAGAAAUACUUGUAUCCUGAUAUUUGAGUGUAAAUGCUUUUCAUUUGGUCAUUUUCAUUUUUUAGCCCUUCACAUGGCUUGGAAAUGCAACAAAAAGGUAUUUCAGUCUUAGAAAUUCAAGAAUAUAUUGUAUUUUAAAAAAUAUUUGAUCAUUAGAAAUCCAUUAAUGAUAUCCCAGUAUGACAUUUUUAUUUAUUUGAGUCUUUUUUUUAACUAGGAAAAUAUUUAUGGUCAUCUAAUAUUAAUACAAAAGUAAUGAAAUAAGAAUCUCGUUGUUCAAUUAUUUAUAGGACUUGGAAAUGAAUAAAAAAAACUAGUACUUUAAAAAAAUAUAUAUAUAUGAUCAUUUUAUAUUCGUGCAAAAUUCAAUUAUUCAAUGUAGAAAGAAAUUCAUCUAUUAUUUUUCUUAAUUUUUUGAGCAUUUUAUAUGACUUGGAAAUGCAAAAAAAAAAGUAUUUUUGCAUGUCUAAUUAUUUUAACUAUGUAGGACUUGGAAAUGCAAACAAAUGUUUUUAAAGAGCUGGAACCGAACAACAAACAAAACAAAAAAGCACACUGAGAUCAGAUGAGUUACAAGUUAGCAUUUUGUUUUAAUGUAAUUUUUUUUCUUAAUAAAUACAAACUGUUAUGCCGCCCGAACGCCGCAUCUUUACAAAGCCGUCAAAAAGCUCCAACAAAAGCAAAUGUUGGCCAACGUAGUGCAAGCCAGAGAGGAGAGAGACAGAGCGGCAACUAACCUCUAUGCCGUUAUUAUUAUUAUUAACAACAAAAACAAUAACGACGACAAUCGAAAUGUUUUUAUGUCUCACACAUACACACACAAAGUGAACAACGGCGUGGCGCCGCUUCGUUCCGUUGUGCUUGAUUGUAUAGAAAAUAAAUGGUAUAAAAAAACGUUAAUUGGUUUUUUUUUUUCCUGCCGGCAUUAUGAAUAAAGCUUUUCGAUUAAGAGUGGCUUUGAUUAAAAAAACAAGUAGUUCCCUUAAUGU
Molecule: messenger RNA, 2679 nt
Organism: Phycodurus eques (leafy seadragon)
Lineage: Eukaryota; Metazoa; Chordata; Actinopteri; Syngnathiformes; Syngnathidae
Gene: ccn4a
Product: cellular communication network factor 4a
Exons: 5
Coding region: 460-1710 (416 amino acids)
Biological process (GO): cell adhesion; signal transduction
Cellular component (GO): extracellular region; extracellular matrix
Molecular function (GO): integrin binding; heparin binding
Source: RefSeq, a predicted model, not a curated record